AUGACGCCCUUGCACUUCAUGUUAGCUCAGCCGGCAGUCCCAGCUUGUCACACUGACCCAGACCCAGAGACUGAUGUUGACCAGCGGGACCACGAGGAGGUGUCCCAAACUGUAUCCCAACUCACCCCCCGGUCCAUGACAUGCUCCCACCAGGGACACAACCGUAGUUCUUCCAACUUCAUUGAGGAUGUCAUUACUACCUGCCGACGCACAAUUCUUAAGGCAGUGAGUGGCAAAUUUCGAGCUGGGGAGCUGACGGCCAUCCUCGGCCCUUCUGGAGCAGGCAAAUCUACUCUGAUGAAUAUCCUCGUCGGAUACGUAUCUGCUGGAGUGUCUGGCACUAUCAAGACUAAUGGUCAUCCUAGGCAACUGAAAUUUUUCAACAAGCUGUCCAGCUAUAUCAUGCAGGAGGAUCUAAUUCAGCCCUUCCUCACAGUGCAAGAGGCCAUGGAAGUUGCAGCAAACCUCAAGCUCGGUGACGAAUUGAAGUUUACAGAGAAACAGUUGGUUAUUGAAGAAGUCCUUAAUACUCUUGGAUUGAUAUCAUGCCGCAACACACGGACUGAAUGUCUGUCAGGCGGACAGAGGAAACGUCUGUCUAUUGCUCUCGAACUGGUCAAUAAUCCUCCAGUUAUCUUCUUGGAUGAACCUACAACGGGCCUGGACAUAGUUGCAAUAAAGCAAUGCAUAUCGAUGUUAAAGUUGCUGGCUCGGCAGGGUCGUACAAUCAUCUGUACAAUACAUCAACCUACUGCAUCACACUUCCAGGUCUUUGACCAGGUGUACGUUCUUGCGAAAGGACAGUGUGUAUACCAAGGUGCUUCGCAACAACUUGUUCCUUUUAUGUCUUCAGUGGGGCUUCACUGCCCUAAGCAUUACAAUCCAGCAGACUAUGUGAUGGAAAUGAUUCAGGGUGAAUAUGUGGAGAAUGUGAAAAUAAUGUCAGCUGAAAUCCAAAAUGGAAAGCUAAGCAAGAAGCUGGAUCUAUCUGUCACUACAGGAGAAAAUGUUUCAUAUUCAGACAGCUUGAAAACGAUCACAAAAAUCUGUCAAAAAGAAACUGUUGCUGUAAUGCCGGCAGUCUUCACUCAUUCCUUAAUGGAUUCUAAAGAUAUUAAUACAGAAUAUGAAUUCCCUACCUCAUGUUUGCAGCAGUUUUGCAUCUUGGUAGGACGACUGUUCUUGCAGCAGAAACGAAACCGUGUUUCUUUAGGUAUACAGCUGUUUCACCAUCUAUUCUCAGCUGUGCUGAUCGGUGGAAUAUUCCUUCAGAUUGGUGAUGAUGCAAAAAGACCUUUUGCCAAUGUGAAAUUCUGCUUGAGUGUGCUUGUGUUCUUCCUCUACACACACAUCAUGACACCUGUUCUCCUGUUUCCUACUGCUGUUAAACUUCUGAAGAGAGAAUAUUUUAACAGGUGGUAUGGUCUAAAGGCUUAUUAUAUGGCCAUCACUGUUGCCUCUAUGCCACCAAUGUUGUGUUUUGGGAUGAUAUUCUGUAUGGUAUCAUACCUGCUGUCAUCACAACCAUUAGAGCCAAGUCGCUUUAUUUGGUUCUGUGCUGCUAGCUUAUCUGUGGGACUUGUUGCUGAGGGCCAUGGUAUAAUUGUUGGUUCAGUCUUCAGUGUAAUGAAUGGUUCAAUUGUGGCACCAGCCUCUUUCUCCCCACUGCUUGCGUUGGCUGUGUAUGGGAUGGGGCACGGGGAAGCCAUAGAGGGCAGCAUGUCAUUUCUCAUGGGUCUGAGUUAUCUACGAUAUGGACUUACAGCCAUUGCAGACUCACUAUAUGGACACAGUCGUCCCUCUAUGAGCUGUCUUGAUAGUGAAUUUGAGUAUUGUCAUUACAAAGAUCCCAAAUUAAUACUCAGAGAUCUGGGUAUGGCUGACACUACAACACUGGGACAGAUUGCAGCACUAAUUUCAUUUGCUUUGGUGUACCGGUUUGUGGCAUACUUAGCACUUCGGUACAGACUUACCUCAGAGUUUUCUAACCAAGUAUUGAACUAUAUAGCUAAGAUACUGAGGCACAAGUGAAACCUCUUUCUUUUACUAACCUGCAAGUUGUGUAUUUUAGGGUGGUCAGAUUAUUGGUUCUGACGAAUUCUGAUGCAAUGAAAUGGUUAUAAAUAUUGCAAUCUAUUUUUGAGAUUGAGGUUCUCAGACCAGUGUCUGAAGAAGUACAAUCUUCUGAGCUGUGUUUGUGUGCAGCCUGACAGUAGUUUACUGAAUUUUUGUAAGAUUUUACUGCUUUCAUUGUCAGAGAAGAAGAGAAAACAGGCCAAGCAUGCAGCAAGCAGAAUGUUUGCACAGCUUACAAUUCAAUCCUACAUAUGGAAGCACUAUGUUCCUCUAAAAUGCAGGAAAACUUAUACCAGACUACACAGCAUCACAGGCCAGACAGUAGCACUUUUAAAUGUAUGUGUAUUCCACUGUUUUGAUGCUGGAGAGGCAUUUACUUGUCAAAUUCAUUUGCAGAGUAUGAAGUCUGUAUGAAGAUUACAGAUUUAAGAAAUUGAGCAAUCAGUGUACAUUAUGACUGAUAAAAUAUGUCACUGAAUGAGAAGACUGCUGUGCAGAUUUAUAGUAUUGAUUGCUGGAUAUUCAUUACAGAAUGUUUGAUAUAAGAUAAAAUCAUGAUCUAGAAGAAAGGGCGACAGUAUAUGAGGAUGAAAACGGAUCCUGACCCCCAGGCUGCUCAAAGAAUUAUACUGCUCUAUAGACCUUAAAUACAAAUCUUGAAAAUUUUCUACAAAGAAAUAUAGUCAGUCAGUAGUAUACUUCAUGAAAGCAUAUGAUAUCUCUGCACUGCUUCCUCUAACAAAGAAGAGAAUGAUGACUUAAUGUCAUCCGCAGGGAAAUUCUUUUUCAUCACAGUAUCUGAAAGUAGAAGUCAGAAGAAAUUAAAGUUUACAUUACAUGUAAUUAAAUAUUGAUUUUAAAGGGUUCUGAUGAUGGAUGGGUAACAACAGUCCAGAAAACCAGUAAUUCUGAAAUAUUUUUUUUUUCCUCAAAAUACUUAGAAAGAUCAGAAGACCUUAAAAUUCAAUCCUGUACUUCAAAAAAUUUGAAUGGUGAUUUGAAAUGCACCCACAGAGGUGGAAACUAAUAAUUCUGCAGCUCCAUAGCAAUCUCUGCUAUUGUAAAUGCUUAGUAUUGUAUACAGAAUAUUUCAUAGCAAGUCUGUGUAUUCUCAGUUCAUUUCACAGUAGGAAACAGGAUGUUAGACAGAAUCCUGAGAGGAGAAAAAAAAAGUUGUAUUAAAUAUCCAUCUUUCUUUUAUUUUGUAGAGUGUAAUUAAAUGGCACUCCUACAUGAAGAGGUUUGGCUACUACCACUAUUACUCUGGUCAUGUCAACUGAUUCACAAGUACAAAGAGCCAUUUAUGUGUGACAAAGGAUAAUCAAAGUCUCAUGGCAGAAGUCUGUAUGAGCAAAACUUUCAGAAGCUUGCCCAAACCAACAUGAUGUACAUCUGAAAAAACAAGGAACACACUUGUUUUGGGAGUUGGUAUAGCUAUUGAUGUUUGGUAUUCUCCAUGGUCGUCUAUUUUCUUUGGUAAUAUUUGCCACCAUUAUGCCAGGUAACAUAGAAUUUAACUGAAUGUAGUUGUAAUCAAUGUGUAGGUUAUGUCUUUGUAUUAUUUUGUUUCACUAUCAUAUUGCUUCACAUCAUAAUUAUGCAGAAAGUAGUAUUCAUUUUAUCAACUGUGGUGUUUGUGUUGUAUUCUGUUGUGUUUGAUUUAAUAAUUUAAUAACAGUACACAGAAAACUGUGCAGGAUAUGCAGUAAGAUAUAUGUCAGGCAAAAUCUAAAGAUAUUAUGUUUUCUGCCUUUCAAGAUGUUUUCCUAUCUUAUAUAACAACAAACAAAUUAAAUUGAUGUAUUAAAACGUUGUUUUCAGUAACUGAAUGUGUCUUAUAUAUAUAUAUAUAUAUAUAUAUAUAUAUGUGUAAAUCAUUAUUUAAUGAAGUUAGAGGGGUGGGGGGCAAGACCAACUGAAUAGAUGCAAAACUUUAUAUAAAAUUAAUUUUCUUCAUUUCGGACAUCCUUUCUUUCAUCAUUCUUUAUUAGAUGAAAGAAUACACACGCACACCUACAUAGGUAUAUAUGUUUCAUCCAGAGAACAAAAUGUGUAAAUCUAUUGUAUGCAGACAAGAACAAUGUAUAAAAAAAGAAUCUUAUGUUGUUACUUGGUUGUUAUUAAUGCUUAGAAUAACACAAUAUUGGUGUGUUGUAUUUUAUUCAUUAUACUCUACCAAUAUGGUAUUCAGUGCAGAAUUGUACAUAAGGGCAAUCAUUAUUUAGUCUUUAAAAUACAAUAACCAACUGAUUAUUUAUAAAGAACAAAAAACAAUCUCACCUUCCCAUAUUCCUUGACUGUUUUUUGCAGAUUGUGUCCAGUUUCAGUAGUUCAUUUGUUGCCAUUUAUACAUCACCUCUUCCAUUCAUACUUCAGUUAGGAGUUAAUGUACAUUGAUUCUAAAAAUUGUGGCAACUUCUUCAGACAUUUUUCACCUGCAAUUCACAAAACUUGCUUUUGUGCCACCAUAAUAUUACAUGUUUCCUGAAAAUACUUCAACUCUUAUAAUGCUCAAUGCAUUAGAUUAUAAUAAAAUUAAUGUCACCUGCCAGGCCUAAUGUAUGCAGUGAAGUUUUAAUGUUGUGGCAGUAAGUUAAUGAGGAGGAACAGAAUUCUUCCAAUUAUAGUAUAAAUAGAAAAAACAUUGCUGCAAUCUAUUAUGUACUACUUAUUGCUUCACAGUAUUUUUAAAUAUGGAAGUUUCCUCUUGUUCCCUCUUUGUUUUCUGCAUUCUUUUCCAUUGUUCUGUGUAAUUAUUGUAACUAGAUAAAAUAUUGUGUUGUGAGCAGAAUUCUCAUUUUCAACACUUCUUAUUUACAGGGAAGAAUAAUAAAGUUAAUUUAAUGUUGCAGCCA
Molecule: messenger RNA, 4931 nt
Organism: Cryptotermes secundus
Lineage: Eukaryota; Metazoa; Arthropoda; Insecta; Blattodea; Kalotermitidae
Product: ATP-binding cassette sub-family G member 4
Exons: 11
Coding region: 1-2031 (676 amino acids)
Cellular component (GO): plasma membrane
Molecular function (GO): ABC-type transporter activity; ATP hydrolysis activity; ATP binding
Source: RefSeq, a predicted model, not a curated record